AUGGUGCGCCUCCUGGGGGCUUUCUUUCGCUCUGCACGGGCAGCAGCACCCUCAUCGCGCCUCCCUUCUCGCCGCUUGUACUCCGCGGUUGCUGAUCCGAUCCAACCAGUCCCUGAUGCGAAGCUUAAAAGACUCGGACCCAAACUACCUCCCUUGGAGCUAGAAAGCCCACCUCCCGAUCCGGGCACGGUUGGUGUCAAUGCGAUGGGAAUGCGAUUGCAGUUUGGAGGCAUGGAUGAUUGGUAUUUACAUUCUAUGCUUCGUGAUUCUUGCCAAUGCACCCGUUGCGUAGACCAAUUCUCGAAGCAACGCAAUUUCCGGACCAGCGAUAUUCCCAUCGCAAUCAAGCCUCGUUCGAUCAAACUGGAUGGCGAUCAUCUUGAGAUCAAAUGGGCAAAUGACGUCCCAGGCUACGAUGAGUCGCACGUCUCCCGAUACAGCCUAAGGUUCUUAAAGUACCCCUCUGCGAUUCCGCACAGGGGCAGCGCUGGGCUGAAGCGGAGACGCAUUGAUUGGGAUAAAGAGAUUAUGCAAAGAGUCCAACACUGGAUCUCUUACAGCGAUUACAUGGACGAUGAGUUGAAAUUCACGUCUGCUAUGCGUCACUUAGCCAUCACCGGCUUGGUCUUUGUAAAAGACAUCCCUGACUCUCGUGAGAUGGUCGCGAAGAUUGCAACAAGGAUGGGUCCCAUCCGGGAUACUUUCUAUGGGUCGACCUGGGAUGUUCGUAGUGUCCCGAAGGCCAAAAAUGUCGCAUACACGAGCCAGUUUCUCGACUUCCACAUGGAUCUGAUGUACAUGAAGAACCCUCCCGGGUUCCAGCUGCUGCAUUGCCUCCAAAAUUCGUGUGAGGGUGGCGAGUCGUUGUUCUUGGACAGCUUUGCUGUCGCCUCGCAGAUACACCACUGGCACCCCGAGAUCUUCAAGGAGCUCUCCCAGUGCCGACUCACAUACGAGUACAACCACGAGGAUCACGUCUACUCAAAUGCCUGGCCUGUAUUCGAAGCCGGUACACCGGAUUCAAAACAGGACCCGCAUCUUUUGCAUGUGAAUUACUCCCCUCCCUUCCAGGGAAACAUGCUUCCAAAAUGGAGGGAUUACGAAACGACGUCGAAGAACAUCCGUGCCUUGCACUACUUCGCCAAGCAGCUUGAAGACGAGAGACGGAUUUUCGAGCUGAAACUGAACCCCGGAGAAUGUGUCAUAUUUGAAAACCGUCGGGUGCUCCAUGCUCGUCGCCAAUUCAAUACGAGCAGUGGUCACCGCUGGCUCGCGGGUGCCUAUGUAGAUGAAGAUGCUCUGCUGUCCAAGUUCCAGACCCUCAGCGCUAAAUAUCCCUUCUCAUGGUUUGGGUAUACCCUUCCUGGACCUCCAUAUUUGGACAACAAGGUCGAGAAACUAGAGACGGAAACAGCUUCUAAAGCUUAA
Messenger RNA from Aspergillus tanneri, 1428 nucleotides. Its product is annotated as putative Gamma-butyrobetaine hydroxylase subfamily. Gene Ontology annotation, molecular function: oxidoreductase activity. NCBI's taxonomy places the organism in Eukaryota, Fungi, Ascomycota, Eurotiomycetes, Eurotiales, Aspergillaceae. Gene Ontology annotation, cellular component: mitochondrion. The coding region runs from base 1 to 1428 and encodes 475 amino acids. Gene Ontology annotation, biological process: carnitine biosynthetic process. The record is from RefSeq and is a predicted model, not a curated record. The transcript has a single exon.